Messenger RNA from Stylonychia lemnae, 354 nucleotides. Lineage: Eukaryota; Ciliophora; Spirotrichea; Sporadotrichida; Oxytrichidae. The record is from the annotation of a GenBank genome assembly.
AUGCCUAUGACAGCUUAAGAUAAUCCAUCAAAACUCAGCUAAAACUCGCAGUAAAACUAAUAAAAUUCUUAGUCUUCUAAUGGAACAGGUGUUGGUGGUGGUAUGUUCUUUAUCAAUAACUAAAAAAUGAAGAUAAAUUCAGAUGUACUUAAAAAGGGAGAGGACUUUAUGAAAAAGUUUUAGUAAGAUGAUGAUAAGUAUGAUAAUGAUUUGGAUUUAUUACUUGCUGCAGAUGAUUGCAAUACUAAGACUCCAUAAUCAAAGUACUAAUAUCAAAAUAACAAUUAAGGCAGGAGUAGAAACAGUAAGAAUUAAAACGGUUAUAAUCAAAGGAAUGCUCGCAAUAAUAGCUGA